AUGUCUGUCAUCGGCAGUAUUGGCGAUAUGCCACGAGACUAUAUGAUCAUUGACAUUCCCGACGAUGAAAUCCAGCACCUCUCUCACGCCCAACUCAUCGCUUUAGUGCACGAGCAAAGUCAGAAAUUCCGAACGGCCAUGGAACGCGAAAGGUCGGCUCAUGACUCAGAGCUUGAGGCUCACAUGGAAGAAGAUCGCCUUCGUCGAUCCGAUGUUCGUCCCAGAAGCCAUAGUGAAGUGCCGGACGAACUUGACCGUGAUCGCCAUCGCGAACGUCGCCGCCCAAUCAACGUGUCGUGCAUCGAUAAAAUGGCGGGUGAUAUUUCUUACCGUGACUUUUUGACUUGGCGCAACAAGUGGGACGAUUUUUGUUAUCUUCAACGGAUUGCUGAAUAUCCGAUACGUGAACAAGCUGCUGCAUUGCGUAUGACUCUGUCCUUGGAAAUGCUGCAGACGGUCGAGAUGGUACUUGAUAUCUCUCCUUACGACCUCUUAUCGGCAGAUGAAAUUCUUGCACAGAUCGCACAUUACAUUCGGAAGAAACGCAGUGUAGCCUUAGAUCGCGUCGAGUUUGAAGAAUACCGUCAAGACCACGGCGCCACUUUCGACGAGUUUUAUAUUGGACUGCAACGCAUCGCCAAGUGUGCUGAUUUAUGCCAACAUUGCUUUGAUCAGCGUAUGACAACGCGUGUCAUGAGUGGCAUCUGUGACCAGGAGGUGCGUAAAAAACUGCUCGCUAUCACACCGUUCCCAUCGCUACAGACCGCAGUUGAUCUAUGCCGCAGUGAAGAAGCGGCCGGCAAAAACGAAUCUUUGUUGAGCCGUUCUGGUGCGACUUCAGUGAACGUGGUAAAACAGCCGGAGGAAAAGGGAAAUCGAUCCCGCACGCAUUUUCACCGCCGUGGAGAACACAGGGAUGGACUCAGGUGCGGAAAUUGUGGCCACCCCCCUCAUGAUUCUGGCAAAGAUUGCCCAGCUAAAGGUAGAGAAUGUCAUAAUUGCGGCAAGCCGGGUCAUUUUUCGACGGUUUGUGACAAGCAUAAAGCUAGGAGCGAGAAACAGGACUCAAGCGUCAAGAAACUCGCAAGCAUUCGCCUCGCACACGUCGCAGCUGCACGUCGUGCCCCAACCAUCCAGAUCGGUAUUCAUAAUCGGUCGGGUGGACACCUCUACACCGCCACCGCUAUUCCGGACAGCGGCGCGGAAGCAACGGUAGCCAGUAUGGCAAUUCUUCGAUUGAUGGGUGAAGACGUCAAUAAUCUGUUGCAGAACGGUGUCGAUAGCCUGACAGCGGCCAAUAAUUCGUCACUGGAAUGUGCCGGUCGUCUCGAACUGCAGUUACACUACAGAGGCCGAUCAGUUACUACAUCCAUCUUGUUCAGCCCCGAGCAUGACGGAAUGCUGCUUUCUUGGUUCGUGUGUGUAGAACUAGGCCUUCUUCCACCCUGCUAUCCGGAACCCAUCAUGAUAAAUACAAUUGUCACCGCCUCUCCACCUCCAAUCGACAUGUCAGAUAUCCCAGCUUUGGAACAAAAGCUCUUGUCUGACUUUGAAGAUGUCUUCGACGAGGAAGGCCCGUUGAAAACGAUGGCGGGCCCGCCAAUGUCAAUUGAAUUACUGCCGGACGCCGUUCCUUUUGCAGUAAGCGGUGCUAGACCAAUUCCAUAUGCCUUGCGUAAUAGGGCUAAGCAAAUGCUGGAUGACAUGGAAGCCAACCAAAUCAUUGCCCCGGUCACCGAACCAACGCUGUGGACUCAUCCAAUGGUAAUCGUCGAAGAGCCGAACGGAAAAUUGCGGUUCUGUGCUGACCUGACGAAACUCAACCAGUACGUGAAACGCCCUUAUUACCCGUUAGUUUCGCCAAAAGACGCUGUAUCAAGCAUCGCCAGCGGUGCAAAAGUUUUUAGCACGUUUGACGCCCGACAUGGAUAUUGGCAGAUUCCGCUGGAUGAAGAGAGCCAACUCCUGACCACCUUUAUCACCCCGUGGGGGCGAUACAAAUUCUUACGUGGACCGAUGGGCCUCUCAUCAACAGGCGACGAGUUCUGCCGUAGGAUGGCAGCGGCACUAGGUCAUUUGCCAAAUCUUCAUUGCGUCGUCGACGAUUUGUUAGCCGCCCAUGCUGAUCUACCGACUCACUACAAUGCUGUCCGGGAGAUUCUGACCGCAUGCCGAGAAAAUAAAAUCACCCUCGGCGCGGCCAAAUUCAAGUUCGCGGCCAACUCGGUACCUUUCGCCGGAUAUGUUGUAGGCAGUGACGGCAUUGCUGCUGACCCAGAAAAGCUAUCGGCGAUUGCUGAUUUUCCACGCCCGGUCAAUAUCACUCAGCUGCGAUCAUUUCUUGGUUUGGUCGGUCAGCUGGCCGACUUUUCCGAUGAAAUUUCAGCUGCCGCCGGUCCAUUGCGGCCGCUCCUACGCCAAGGCAAUCAAUUUGUGUGGUCAGCUGACCAAGAAAAAGCUUUUGAGACCGUCAAACGCGCUUUAAUAUCCCCUCCCGUCUUGGCGAACUUCGACCCAUCAGCUGAAACAGUUCUGCAGACGGACGCAUCAAGAAAAAAUGGCCUCGGAUACGUUUUGUUACAGCGCCAGGGCGACCAUUGGAAGCUCAUUCAGUGUGGUUCGAGAUUUGUUUCAGAUACCGAGAGCCGCUAUGCUAUGGUCGAACUGGAGCUGUUGGCGGUUGUUUGGGCUACAAAAAAGUGCCAUCUUUACCUGGUCGGCCUCCCGAAAUUUACCCUCGUCGUCGAUCAUCAGCCGUUAGUAACGAUCUUGGACCGUUAUACACUGGAUUGUGUCGAGAACCCCCGUCUGCAGCGUCUAAAGGAGAAGUUACAGCGCUACGUCUUCCAAACCGUUUGGCGCCGUGGUAAAGACCACGCCAUCCCUGACGCGCUUUCCCGCGCGCCCGUUGCUGACCCAAUGCCCGACGAUAUGUUAAUUCGAAGUCUUGACGACCAGGCACGCGUCACAAUUUUCAACAUCGUUGCAGCUAUCGAGUCAGAUGAAGACGUUGAACCAGCCUCACACUUGCCAGAUCCCCUGCUGGCCGAUCUACGUUCCGCAGCGUCGUCAGACGAUGAAUAUUGCGCCUUGAUAGCCGCAGUCCAGGACGUGUUCCCUUCGCGCCAAGAAGAGUGGCCGAUUUCAAUCCGCGGAUUCUGGAAGAUCCGCAACGAUCUGUGGACCGAUGACGGCCUAGUGUUAUACAACAGCCGUAUAGUGAUCCCCCCCUCCAAACGUGCCGAAACAUUACGCAAAUUACAUUCUGCGCAUCAGGGCAUAGAGCGCACAAAACGUCGUGCCCGUCAACUCGUCUAUUGGCCAGGCCUAACCAGCGACAUCACCAACAUGGUGAGAGCGUGUGAAACAUGCCAAAAGGCGUUACCAAGCCUCCAACGCGAACCUCUCAUGUCUGAUCCCAGCCCAACGCGCGUGUUUGAGGACGUCUCCGUCGACAUUUUUUGUCACGCCGGCAACCAUUAUUUGAUCUAUGCUGAUCGGUUAUCGGGUUGGCCGGCAGUGUUCGAAUUCGUGAAACGUGAUCUUUGUUCCCGCGACGUGAUUCGGUCGUGCAUGCGGUGCUUCGCUGAUUUCGGUGUUCCCGUCCGAGUACGUUCUGAUGGUGGCACCAACCUGACAUCGGCUGAAAUCCUAAAUUUUUUCAAGAACUGGGGCGUAAUUUCCGUCAAUUCGACACCCCAUUACCCUCAAUCUAAUGGCCAUGCAGAAGCGGCCGUCAAGGCUAUGAAGAAUCUGGUCCAAAAAGCAGCCCCAAACGGCCAUCUGGACACCGACGCCUUCCAACAGGGCCUAUUGGAGUGGCGCAACACCCCCCGUGAAGCUGGUCUAUCGCCGGCCGAAAUUGUCUUCGGCCAUCCCAUCCGAUCCAUUCUGCCGGCACAUCACACCGCUUUUGCCAACAAGUGGCGCGAGCUGAUGGACUUAUCGGACCGCCUGGACGAUCAAGCCGAACGUGUGAAAGCCGCAUACGACCAGCAUGCACGCCCAUUACGUCCGCUACGAGUUGGUGACUCUGUCCGUGUCCAAGACGCUGAUUCUAAGCGCUGGGACAAGCAAGGCAUCAUUGUGUCAGUCGGCGAAAGCCGCGACUACCGCGUCAAAAUGCAAAGUGGCCGGAUUUACUGGCGAAACAGAAAAUUCCUCCGCCUUGUUUACCCCCCGCUCGCCACCGAUGCCGACCCAGCUGCCCCGUCACCCGCAAUCGACACGAAUCCGGAGGAGCCCGGUCCACUGCCUCCGCCGGAUCAUUCGUCAAACCAGCGCCGCCGUCGGGUUAACUUUGAUCUCCCCCCUCGUCGCAGCAACCGUAACAGACACCCCAAAGUGCCUCACGAUGCUUAA
Daphnia pulicaria is the source of this 4362-nucleotide messenger RNA. RefSeq lists its product as uncharacterized. Gene Ontology annotation, biological process: DNA integration. Lineage: Eukaryota; Metazoa; Arthropoda; Branchiopoda; Diplostraca; Daphniidae. The coding region runs from base 1 to 4362 and encodes 1453 amino acids. The transcript has a single exon. The record is from RefSeq and is a predicted model, not a curated record. Gene Ontology annotation, molecular function: zinc ion binding; nucleic acid binding.